Anopheles aquasalis is the source of this 1119-nucleotide messenger RNA. RefSeq names its product endonuclease G, mitochondrial (gene EndoG). Gene Ontology annotation, biological process: apoptotic DNA fragmentation. Gene Ontology annotation, molecular function: metal ion binding; single-stranded DNA endonuclease activity; RNA endonuclease activity. The record is from RefSeq and is a predicted model, not a curated record. Lineage: Eukaryota; Metazoa; Arthropoda; Insecta; Diptera; Culicidae. Gene Ontology annotation, cellular component: nucleus; mitochondrial inner membrane.
CUAUUCAUGCACCCCCCGUUUUGAUAAACAAUCGGACGGGCAGGGCGGGUUCGUGAUCAUUUUGUGCAAUUAUUUAUCGUUAAUUCUAGGUUUUAGCUUCGAUGAGAAUACCAAAGAACUUGGCCACGUAACAGCGAAAUGUCCUCGAAUGUGAUGUCCCGGCUGCUGGUGCUCUCAUCGGUUGGCAUCGGAGGAUAUUUUACCGGCAGUUAUCUCGAACGGCGAAGACUCGUUGAACAUUCUGCUGGCUGCGAAGAUUAUGUAAACGCCGGUAGACAACAGACGGUGACUCCACGGGGCAUUUGUCCGAAACCGGGCCUUCCGAUAUUUGGAACCGUAUCGGCGGCCUCGCUCAUACCAUCCUCGGACCAAACGCCCGCUGCUCCAGCGAGCGUUAACCGCGUGGGUCAGAUUAUGAAAUAUGGAUUCCCGGGACUGGACAACAUACGCUCGUUUGACGAUUAUGUCCUAUCGUACGACCGGAGGACACGGGUGGCCCACUGGGUGUUUGAGCAUAUGACACCGGACUCGGUCCGACCGAACGAUGCGGUCGAUCGGGCCAAAUCCGAUUUUAAACCGGACGAGAGCAUACACCCGUUCUUCCGGUCGCUUAACAGCGAUUACAAGGGUUCCGGGUUCGACCGGGGUCACCUGGCGGCCGCCGGUAACCAUCGAUCCGAACAGAAACAUUGCGAUCAAACCUUUUUCCUCUCGAACAUGGCACCACAGGUCGGGGCUGGGUUUAACCGGGACAAGUGGAACCAUUUAGAGCGGUACGUCCGGAAGCUAACGAAAGACCAUCCGAACGUGUACUGCUGCACGGGACCGCUGUAUCUGCCACGAAAGGAGGCCGACGGGAAGCUGUACGUUCGCUACCAGGUGAUCGGAGCAAGCAACGUUGCCGUGCCAACGCACUUCUACAAGGUGGUCGUCAUGGAGACGAAGGGCGGCCAGCUCGAGAUGGAAGCGUACGUGCUGCCGAACCAAAAGAUCGAUGAUGCUACCCCGCUGGCCGCAUUCCAGGUGCCACCAGAAACAAUAGAAAGAGCUGCCGGUUUGUUGUAUUUCGAUAGAAUAGCUCGGGACAAGCUGAGCAAAAUCAAUGGCAAGAAAGUGUGA